CCUCGGCCAACUUUCAUUCAACAAAGGCCGCAAUUCCAAGGCUCGAACUUCCAACAACCUUACCAAAUACAAGGUGGAUAAGGGUUUCAACAACAACAACAACCCGACAAGCUAUCUAAACUUGAAGACCUUGUGAAUACCUUUGUGAGCACGAGUGCUCAUAAGUUCGAGAAGAUUCAGCAAUUUUUGGAUGAGGCGAAUACCUAGUUUACAUCAGUUGAGGUGGGACUCCAAAGCCAUCAAGCAAGCUUUCAAAUUUUGGAGAUGCAAAUCGCCAAUCUUGCCGGGAUCCUCACCGAGAGACCAAAGGGAGCCCUUCCCUCUCAAACCAUUGCCAACCCCAAAGAUCAAGUCGGGUGCAAUGUGAUCUACUUGAGGAGCGGGAAGGUGACUACGAGAGUUGUGGCUAAGGAAGUGAUUGAGAAGGAAGACUCAAACCCCAAGGAUGGAGAUGAAGAGCCCUCGGUGGGAGGAAAAGAAGUAGCAAGGAAGGCAUCGCCAACGCCAUCUCCGAUGGCUGAGUACAAGCCACCUCUUCCUUUCCCCACAAGGGUGUACAAGGAGAGGUUGGAGGCGGAAUGUAGAGGCUUCAUGGAGAUGCUCCGAAAUAUCCACUUCAACAUCCCCUUCCUUGAAGCUAUGGCCCACAUGCCAAGGUACACAAAGUACCUCAAAGGAUUCCUCACCAAGAAACCGAAGUUCGAAGACCUCGCCAAUGUGAUUCUAGGUGAAGUGUAACAUCCCGUUCCGGCAAAACCCAUAUUUCGAUCGCUAGAAAGUUCGCGAUUUAAAAUCGAGCAUGUCGACACUAUUUCGGCGAAAAUCAGAUUAUCGAUCGAUCGGAUAAGUAUACGUAUUAAUUAUAUAUAUAUAUAUAUAUAUAAUUAGUAGGCGGCCAAAACCACUUUCCAUUUAUUUAUAUAUCUACAUACUAAUCCAUCACUUUCCCUAUUCCUUUUCUAAACGCUCGGACCAAAAUUAUUGAGAAGCAGAGAGCGAACAGAGGAGUUCAGGGCAGGGACGAGGAAAAGUCUCAGUGUUUGAUUCUCCAGUUCUAGUGAUCCAAAAAUCCCGUAAGUAAUGCCUAAUUCAUCUAUUCAUCGUGAUUUAUCGAUUUAGAGCUUUAAAACGAGUUUUUGGUUCAGGAAUUUCUUGAAUUCCCGAUAAGCCAAAUUAGGGUUUCGGAGUAUCCGGAAGCCGGAUUGAGCCAAAAUUUCAUAUACGAGCUUCCUGCAGCGAGGUAAUCAAUCCCCUAGUUCUAAUCCCUGAAUUUCGGCUAUUAAUUAGGCCGGGGUCCAAACCGCUGAAUUUAGCUCCGGCCAGGGUUUGAUGUGUUUUUAUCGAGAAUUUGACCCGGAGCCCAGAACUAAUAUUGACGGGGAUACUGCAGGGGAUAUUAGGACGGUCUCGGAUUUUAAUUCGGGGUUCGUUCGUGAAAUUGACGUUUUAGUACGGGAAGGUUAAACCGGUGUUUGAACGACCAGAACUGGUGAGGGAUUAGCACGGCAUACCGGGUUUGUCAUAUCACGAUAAUUAUAUUAAUGCUUAGAAUUGAUCUAGGUGAACUAGAAUGGCAUGAUUAGGGGUGUAUGAACUUUUGUGCUAUAUGUUGAACCCUAGAUUGCUGUAUGAUAUUAUUGACUUGCCCUAAUCGAUAUGAACCUUGUUUAUGCUGAUGAUUGUGUAUAUGUUGCAAAUUGUGGGCUUGACUAUUAAUAUGCUUUACGAUGGUUCGAGAAGGUGAUUAUGUAUGAUUUUUCAUGAUUGUUGUAUUUGGAUGCACAUGUGGGAAAAUACAUGUUCCCUGGUGAUAUUAUGACGUUUAAGGAGGAUGACUGGCACGAGGGUUUAUCCCGAGGAAGUGCAAUUAUACGACUCCUGAUUUACCUAUGUUGAGCCAAUUAUGGCCAGGUCAAGUACAUGUGCAAGUAAUGAAUUAUGAUUAAGCAAGAUGAGAUAUGAAUCAUGUAUAAGGAUACCAAAUAUGAGUGUUGUGGUCUCACGGUCAACUACAUAGUAAUUAGGGCUCCCUAUGCUAUUACUCUAUUAUGAUAUGUAUGAUAGCCACACCUCUCAUGUGGUGGUGACUGAAGAAUUCUUAUGAGAUAUGACCACACCCAGAGCGGUGUCGGGGUAUGACCACACCCAUAGUGGUGUGGGGUAUGUAUGACCACAUCCGACGGGAUGUUGGGGUAUGUAUGACUACAUCCGACGGGAUGUGGGGUAUGUUUCCCGGGAGAGUUAUUAGCAUGGGAGUAGCCUAGCGCCUAUAAGUAAAACAUGAAAAGAUGC
Molecule: messenger RNA, 2292 nt
Organism: Linum trigynum
Lineage: Eukaryota; Viridiplantae; Streptophyta; Magnoliopsida; Malpighiales; Linaceae
Source: the annotation of a GenBank genome assembly